Polyodon spathula (Mississippi paddlefish) is the source of this 4673-nucleotide messenger RNA. RefSeq names its product myosin light chain kinase 2, skeletal/cardiac muscle-like. Lineage: Eukaryota; Metazoa; Chordata; Actinopteri; Acipenseriformes; Polyodontidae. Gene Ontology annotation, biological process: intracellular signal transduction; protein phosphorylation; positive regulation of apoptotic process. The record is from RefSeq and is a predicted model, not a curated record. Bases 692 to 1702 code for a protein of 336 amino acids. Gene Ontology annotation, cellular component: nucleus; cytoplasm. Gene Ontology annotation, molecular function: ATP binding; protein serine/threonine kinase activity. The transcript is spliced from 10 exons.
GAUUGUAAAACCUUUUUAUGGGUGUCAUUUUUUUCUAUUUAGGAAGGUAACAGCAAGCCUAGUGAUAAAGAAAUUAAGUUGUAGCCAAGCUCAAAGGGUGUGAAAAAGACGCACAGGAAAGGCUCCCUAAGUUUACCUGGAGGAGGUAAAGCCACAGGCUCUGGCCAGGCAGCUGUACAAGCUCAGCUCAAACUGCCUGAGAAGAAAGAGACUCAUGGUCUGAUCAAAGCCAAGCCCCAAACCCCUGCCCAGGCAGAAACGCCUGCUGCUGGGAGACCCCAGACCUCUCCCCCAGGAGACAAGAGCCUCCUCAAGUCCAACCAGGCAGCUGAUACUGGAAGACAAGUACAGGCAGCAGCAGCAUCAACAGCACUGAACGUUGCUGCUUCCAAGUCUGGAGAAAGUAAAUCACAGGAGAUGAAGAGUAAAGCCACGGAGAAAGUGGAGUUCACCGAAGCAGCGAAGGAUGGCAAAGAAGAUCAGCCGCUUUCCAAGCGGGAGGCUGUUAAAUUGAAGUACAGGAAGAACACGGGGGAAUUCAACCCGAGUAAAACCUGCACACCGCUAGAUAAUCCGGGCCAACAAGCUGCUGGAACUGCAAAGCUCAUGAAUGCUGCCACUGCAGAUAAUGUUCAGAACACAGUUUUUGUGAAGGUCAUGGAGAACCAGUUACUUAAACCACCUUUGACUGAUGGUCCAGCUCUCAGGCAUAUGCAGAGCUGUCCUGUCUCCCUGCAGAGAUGACAGUCCUCCACAACCUGCCUCGUUUGCACAUCGCUUUGUGGCUCUGAGGCCAGCCUUGCCCUCCACUUUCUUCAACAUCAACACCAAGGAGGUACUGGGAGGCGGAAGGUUUGGCCAGGUGCACAGGUGCACAGAGAAAACCUCCGGAUUAAAGCUUGCUGCUAAAAUCAUCAAAGUCCGAAAUCCCAGAGAAAAGGAAGUGGUGCGUAAUGAGGUGCAGGUGAUGAACCAGCUGAGCCAUGCCAAUGUGAUCCAGCUGUACGACGCCUUCGAGGGCAAGAACGAAGUGGUGCUCGUCAUGGAGUAUGUGGACGGAGGAGAGCUCUUUGAGAGGAUUAUUGAUGAUAACUACCACCUGACAGAGGUGGACGCCAUGGUCUUUGUGAAGCAAAUCUGUGAGGGAAUCCACUACAUGCACCAGAUGUAUGUCCUGCACUUAGACUUGAAGCCUGAGAAUAUCCUGUGUGUGAACCGGACAGGUCACCAGGUGAAAAUCAUUGACUUUGGGCUGGCCAGGAGGCACAAGCCCAGAGAGAAGCUGAGGGUCUCUUUUGGGAUCCCCGAGUUCCUGGCUCCCGAGAUUGUGAACUUUGAUUUUGUGUCUUUCCCGACGGACAUGUGGUUGCUUGGUGUCAUUUCAUAUAUGCUGUUGAGUGGCCUCUCCCCGUUCCUCAGAGACGAUGACAGUCAGACCCUUAGCAACGUGCUGGCUGUUAACUGGUACUUCGACGAGGAAGCCUUCGAACAUGUCUCAGAGGAGGGACGGGACUUCAUCUCCAACCUGCUCAUCAAGGAGAAGAGCGAGCGUCACAGUGCAGCACAGUGUCUGAAGCAUCCCUGGUUAAACAAUAUAGGACAGAAAGCCAUGCACAGCAACAUCUGCCUCAAAUCACAGAUCUUGCUCAGGAAGUACAUGGCUAGGAGGCUCUGGAAGGUACAGUAUAUGUGUGCUUUCUGAGUGGGUUACAUUGGCAAGGCUAUUGUAUAGGAACCACUCUGAAAACUGCAGUGAACAUUUAUGAAUUGCCACAUGGGUUCCUAUUGACUUAUAUUAAAUCCCUUCGAAAAGCUGACCAUGCUGUAAAGUAUUUACCAAACUGUCUGUGCUUUUACCUGCCAGCUUAAUGUAGGACUUCACAGUUACUCUUUCAACAAGAAGUUACUCUACAGAAAGCCUACCCUGGGAUAACUAAUUCAUCCUGAAAAAGUCAGUUGAAAGCCGCUAGCUUUCCUUGAGCAGCUGUACGCAGCUCACAGCUCGUUCUUAGCCAUUAUUUUAAGCAGCAUUGUUUUUGAAGACUGCUAUACUAAAUCACAUAGAUGCUGAUGUUUUAGAGGCCUAAUGCUUUUCAGAAAGCAUUUUCACAAUGUUCACGCUUCUUUGAUUGUCUCAGCCUGUGGCUCCGGGUUCACGGAGAGCAAUUGAUUGUUAAUUUCCAUUAGCCGAACCUGCAUUUAAAACAGUGGAGGCUCCUUCAAUAGCAACUUAUGGCUGGGAGCUACGAGUAGCCCGUUUCAUCACAGUGCUUCUUAUUCUUCAUUGAGCCUAGCAUUGAGUCAAUUGAAAGCAUGGAAUACUGUGAUUUUAUUGUUGGCUUUUGAUAAUCAUAUUGCAUCUUUUAACAUGGGGAUUGGAGUUUUAUUAUCAUACAAAAUUGUGGGCUUUCUUUGUUUAUUUGUACCUAAUUCCUACUGCAAUAAACUAGUAUUUAGUUAUACAUUAAUUAGAAAAAACUUUUAAAACAGAUUCAGCUUUAAAAACGAUUAUAUUCUCAUCUUCAAAAAGCUGUGGACAUUUCUUAUAAUUUACUAAUGUACCGGUGUUCAGGAAGAGACACUCACAAGACACAACUGUUCUUUUCUCAUAAGGAAUGUAAUAUGAAAUGUGGGGGAAGGAUCAUCACUUCUUGUUUAUAUACACGAGUACAAGGACAGUAUUAGAAUCAUCCUCUUUAAUGUGGAUAUUGCACAUGUUGUUAAGAAUGUACAUAUUUCACGCUAAAAAAAAAAACAUAGUUUUGCAAAGCAAACUGGACCUGUGUCGUACCAUUCAUAUCUAUCAACUGUAAACCACUAGCCUUUCCUACUUGGCAAACUAAAAGAUUUAUUUUAAUAUAAUCAUAAAGCUCCCUUUUAAUACAAUGCUCUUCGUUGCUCAAUGAACUUGUUACCACCAGAGGGACAUUUUAUAAAUACUAACGUAUCAAAGCAAUAUCAUCAGCCCCAAUCCAUCUAGCCACAUGGUAUCAUUACACUACAGUACAGUUUACCAUGGUUUACACAAUAGCUUCACAAUUGGUGUAACAGUCAGCUGACAUGUAGUAAACGUUACUACAAAGUCCUGUUGUUGGUGAGAGGAUUAGUAUACAGAGCCCCCUUGAUUUGUCAUGAUUCAAUAGUUCACUGUUUAGCCAUAUUGACACUAAAUAGAGUGCUGUACUUUACUGUACUGUAUAUAGGUAAGCGCUCUUCACUAACUCCCUGUAUAUUCUCAGUCAGAUAGUGAAAAGAGGGAGCCCUGUAUAUAGGUCACAUUUUAGAUCUGAAAAUACAAAUUGUAACAUGUUUUUUCUUUGAAUGCACUGAUUUUUUCGUAGUGUAAUAUUACUGUUUUUUUUUUAAUCUUUUCUGGACCAAACCAACUGGGCCUUCACUUUGCUUGGGAGCCCUAGAUCAUAAAACCAAUAGACAUCAAACCCAAAAAUCUCUUCUGCUACAAGUUGUUACCCCCCAGCCUGUCCCUCUGCAUCAGUGGGGUGACCCGUUUUAAACAAAUUAAUUGUCUCACCCCACCACCAUGGCACCGGCAAGUGGAAGGUCAACGAAACCUGCAAGCUAUCAGAGGAAUUGCUCACCUCCCUGUUUUUGAAGCUGUAGAUGAUGGGAUUGAUGCAGGGGGGCACUGUUAUCAAUACCAGCAGUAUAAAAUGAAGCCCGGUCGUGGCAGUCUGUGCUCUCAUCGCUUCAGGGUCCAGCUCCAACAGAAAGUCUGUGAUGGACCUCAGCCAAUACGAGAUAACCUGCAGGACAAACAUGGCCCUGUAGAAAAUGCCAGUGUUGUGCGCCCUCCCGUUGGUGCGACUGAAAGGUUCCACAGUGUUCCUGGUUUCCCGGUACACCUUGAAGGAGGAAAGGACGUAUGCAGUGAGUGACAUCACAACAGACGCGAGGCCCCAGGCUUUUCUGAAGGCCGUCGCUGCUGGGGGGAACCCCAUCUGCUUUUCCAAGACAUCGAACUUGCAGAGUAAACCCAUGAUGGCUGCUUCUGGAGAUACACUUCCUACGUUGAGGAGGAGGAUGUAAGUGUUGCACAUGGCCCUAGCCAGCAGCCACACGAUGAGCAGGCUCAGCUUCACCCUCCUGGGGGUCAGCACCCUGAGGUAAUGAAUGGCAUGACAUAUGUACAGGUACCUUUCCACUGCCAUGAGGGUCAAGGUGGACAUGGUGUUAAAUAUGCAGAUGGUUCCGAUGAAGAACUCCACCUGGCACCAGAACCUGAGCAGGAUCGUGUGUUGGUUGAUCAGGCAGUGAAGCACAGAGGGCACCGAGGUGACAGUUAGGAGAGUGUCGCUCCCUGCCAGGUUAAUCAGCAGAAUGAAUCGGGGCUGCUAGUAAAGAUCCUCUGAUUGCAAUAAAGCCAAAAGCGUGGAGCCAUUAACCGUCAAGGACAAGCAGUAAACGGAGAAGACAGCUGACGCUGACGUCCGAGGGCUAAAUAACCAUGAACUUGCGUCUGGUUUGGUCCAGGGUUGCUCCACUCCUUAUAGAGUUGUCAGCUCUAGCAGUCACAUUUGCAGUGACUACAAAAUCCAUUGCUUCUUUUUUUUUCUUCUUGAUCUUAUUUGUUAUUUUUAUUUAAGCGUCAUUUAGAUUUAGAUUAACCUUGAUCUUCCUUUUUAAAAAAAAUUAAAUAAAAAAUGACUUCAGUC